Mixia osmundae IAM 14324 is the source of this 2709-nucleotide messenger RNA. RefSeq lists its product as uncharacterized. Gene Ontology annotation, cellular component: cytoplasm; plasma membrane; cell division site. The record is from RefSeq and is a predicted model, not a curated record. The transcript has 5 exons. Gene Ontology annotation, biological process: septin cytoskeleton organization. The coding region runs from base 1 to 2709 and encodes 902 amino acids. Lineage: Eukaryota; Fungi; Basidiomycota; Mixiomycetes; Mixiales; Mixiaceae.
AUGACAUCCUUGGCUGCAGCGCCAAGUGCGAAUGGCAACAUCACGCUAUACACGCAAGCUUUGUCGACCAAGCGCCCGACUGCUGUCGUGCCUAGCUUGUCCAGCCGGCUGAAGCGGUCUCAGCUCAUCGGACAGUCGCUUGCAGACUUCUUCGAGGAGAGGGCACAGAUAGAACAAGCCUAUGCCAAAGGACUCACCAAGCUCGCCCGCAAGUCCAUCGUUCCGGAUUCCUAUGAGCUCGACCUCGGAGGAGGGCUGGACAAGAUCAAGGCGAGACUGGAGAAAGAGUUGGAUGAACUUAUUGCCAAGCAUGAGCUCUUGGCAGACCGGAUGGGGAGCGAGAUCGUUGCGCCUCUGCGGGAACGGUCGAGAUACGGUGACCAGGACCUCAAAGGACUAGAGAUAGACUAUACCUCCCUUGCGAAAGACCUGGAGAGCUGCGAGGGUGCAGUCAGCAAGGCGACAGGACGAGCUAGCACUGCGACUGCCAAGAAUAGGCAGGAGAGAGAGGCAAAGAUCCUCCAUACGCGCAGCGAUCUCAAAAGAGCCCAGGCCCAGUGGCUCAAUCAGUCGCCGAGGCUCUUCAAGACGUUCGAGAAGUAUGAUCAAGCUCGUCUCGAAUCGAUCAAGGAAUCCUUGGCAAAAUAUGAAACCAUGCAGAAUGAUUACGGCCGCGACCGAAUGGAGACUGCAGAACGAGGUCUCGUUCAGGUACUUGCCUAUGAGGUCGAGAUCGAUAUGGCCCGUUACGCUCGCGUAGAGUCAAAGCAUCUGCAGACUGUGCCCGACCUCGUCGAGACGCCUUCUGUCAAUGUCGCAGAAGCGCCGUCACAGAUCGCAGAGCCAAACGAUACACCAAGCGCGUCAAACGUCGCCUCCAGUCUUCGCGCAGACUCUGCAUCCAAUGCUGACACGCAAUCACUGAGGUCGAAUCGCGGCGCAAGCGGCUUGCUUGGCUCUCUCACGUCGAGACUCAAGCCAGGGCUCACGCGCAAUCGAUCCCUGUCUCAUGGUAGUCAAUAUGACAACAUGCAGCGAGGAUCGAGCGCCGGUCCAGACACAAUCACGCCACAGCGGGCGCAAGCAGCUUCUCCUGGUCUAGCACCGCCAACAGACUCCACACCCGGCGCGUCGAGCGAGACCAAGCGCGCAAACCGCGCUAGCUUUAUACCGAGCUUCGGCAAGCGCAAGUCAUCCGCUUUCGCGCUCGGCUCCAGUCAGUCGUCUCGGGCAGACACUGAUUAUACACCUCACUCGCCUAUCAGCGAAGAUAUAUCCGCGCCUGCCUCCGCUCGCUCGCCCACAUCGGCCCAGGUCGAUAGAGACGGCUUCAGCGUGCCCCCCUCUGGCUUCGAUCGUGCACCAUGGCAAGAAGAGCCCAUCGGCGCUAGUCUCAUGGACGACGACGAUGAGCCAGCUGCCAGCCGUUCAGUAGAGCCUGCGAAGCCCAACUUCAGCAUAGCGCCGACGCCUGCACCUGCACAAGAAGCAGAGACCGAGCGCCUGGCCGCUCUAGAGCGGAUGAAAUCGACUUUGGCCGGCGGUGCCGUCGGGCCUCCUCCUGCGAAUCUCAAUCGACGUACUACCCGACGAAGGGAUCCACGUACAUCUAGUCAAACAAGGGCCACCGAUGAUUUGAGUGGUCGAGCUAGCCCCGGUAUUGCAGAAGAACCCGCAUCACCAUCACGCUUGCCGUCCAUACCCGGUCCAGAACCAACCUUUGGUCUUCCUGCAUCUACCACUAUGGGCUUGGGCGGAGGCGCAGUAGCAGCUACAGGUGCGGUUGCAGCGACGUCUUUAAUUUCGCCAAGCAGCAAUGGCAUGACUGCCCGACCCCUCAGCCCAGGCAAUAACGGUCGAGCCAUGUCCAUGCUCUCGACAACGUCCUCUGUACAAAGCGCCAGCGUCGCUGCGCCUGUUUUACACAAAUUUGGCGAUGGUGACGAGCCAGGCUUACGCGCGUCGAUCAUCGAGACUGUCAAUGUCUUACUCAAGGGUGGUCAGAUACAGCGUGUUAUGGUGACAGGCGAGGUCGCCCUAGCAGAUGAUGCCUCGCAAUCGAUCACGCCUGUCGAGCUGCGCAUCGAUACGGCGCAUGCGUUCGACCAGCUCGUUCCUCACUCGAGCUAUCUAAAUCCAGUUGCGCCCAGCGCAUAUGUACUCGACACAGAUACUCUACGCAGUGCCAGUAGUUCACGCUUGCCUGUCGUCGUGCUCAAGUAUCAGCUCAAAGUGAACCAAAGCGAGUGGAACGACUAUGUUCCGCUCGAUGUCACGCCGCUCUGGAAGCUCGAGCCGCUCCAGACUUCUCUGAUUCUCAGCUACAAGCCCAAUGCAGACUGCAGACUCAUCAGCUCGCCCUUUGAAGAUACGGCCGACAAGCUCGAAGACGUCUCACUCAUUGUGACCAUUUCCUCGACAGCUGUAUCGAGCGCGCAGUCAAAGCCUUCGGGCGUAUGGGCAGCAGACAAGAAGAGGAUGAAGUGGGAUCUUGAGCAGCUUGAUCUAUCUAGCAACGCAAAGACUCAAAAGAUCCUUGCGCGAUUCAUCGUCGACAGUCAGAGCACGCCAACUCCUGUCGCUGUCCGGUGGCGCAUGAGCAAUCGACUCAUCAGCGGUCUUACACUCAAUGCCUCUUCAGACGGUCAACACAUCCCAUUUGUCGAAUUACAGACUGCUACCCAGAGCGGGCGAUAUAUUGCUAAUUGA